CCAAGAACACAACAAGCAACGCCCUUUGCUUCAAUCGACCAGACGUGCCCACUUCGACAAAUCGAAACCUACCGAUCGGAUUUGCUCGCUUUGGCUACACAUAUCAAUCUGCCCGCGCGCAACAUGAAUGGUGCAUGAUUGGACGCCAAACAAGACCUUCUAGGUCAACCUAUACAUAUUCACAAACGCGAUGUCUCGAUACGCACAAGUAAACUACGAUACCCGCGACUCUCUUGAGCUUGCAUCACUUGCGUCGUCUUCGCCAGAUGGCCGCGCCUCCACAGAUUCAAGUUCGUCACAAGGCGUCUCCUCCUCGCGAAAACUUUCACUGGAAGCCGAAGACCCUUUAGAUACACAUAACGCCGCGGCAGAUGCCAGACCCGCGGGGCACAAUAGGACAUUUUCUGUGUCAUCCGCUUUCGAAUUCACAUCCAACCUCUUCCCGUUAUCGUCAACUACUGCCAGCGGAUAUGCUCGAAUAGGAGAGGCGAUAGCCCCGUCGGAUCCGGCGACAGGGUUGGGCGGGGUGUCGUUGGAGAAGCACAAGACGUUGACAUACUUGAACGGGCUGUCGCUUAUAGUCGGUUUAGUCAUUGGGUCGGGGAUUUUUUCUUCUCCUGGCCAGGUCAUCACCAGAGCGGGCUCACCUGGAGCAUCUCUGAUUAUAUGGGUGAUCGCCGGAGUACUGGCGUGGACGGGGGCAGCCAGUUAUGCCGAAUUAGGAGGCGCAAUACCACUCAACGGGGGUCCACAAGUCUAUCUAUCGAAGAUAUUUGGCGAGCUGUUUGGAUUUUUGUUCACAUGGUGCGCUGUGGUGGUGCUGAAACCGGGCUCAACCGCCAUUAUUGCCAUUAUUUUUGGGGAAUACCUGGUGCGCGCGAUUGUUGGCGCGGAAGCGGAGAGUGUCAAUCCGUGGAUUAACAAGGGCGUUGCGUUGUUUGGGCUGUUGUCAGUGACGUUUAUGAAUUGCCUAUCCACGAAGCUAGGAACACGCAUUGGGGAUAUGUUUAUGUUCCUGAAAUUCAUUGCUUUACUGGGCGUUACUAUUAUUGGGAUCGUUGUGGCCAUUACCGGAUACUCUGCAUCAGGAGAAGCAAAUCGCGACUGGAAAACCCAUGGAUGGUUUGAGGGUACGAGUACAGACAUCUCUUCGUGGGCUGUUGCUCUGUACUCGGGGUUAUGGGCCUUCGAUGGCUGGGAUAAUACCAAUUAUGUUGUCGGAGAGUUCCGUAAUCCGGGGAGAGACCUUCCUCGGGUUAUUCAUACGGCAAUGCCGAUGGUUAUCGUGAGCUACCUGUUGGCCAACGUUGCAUACUUCUUCGUUCUUCCUCUCGACGCCAUCAAGUCCACCAAUACUGUGGCUGUUCUCUUCGGUGCCAAGGUGUUUGGCACCGCAGGUUCUCUGAUCCUCUCCCUUAUCGUCAGUGCGUCUUGUCUUGGUGCGCUUAAUGCCACUGCUUUCACUAGUGGCCGGCUGGUCUACGCUGCUGGCAAAGAGGGAUAUCUACCAUCUAUCCUCGGCAAGGUCGGUGUGGGCAAUCAAGUCGAACACCCAUCACUAUCAACGCUGCGGACGCGGUCUUGGCUUUCAAAGAAGUUGGCUGUUCUGUUUGGCGACAGCGAAACAGGGCUGUUCUUUACGCCCGUCAACGCACUGGUGUUCAACGCGCUCAUCGCAGUUGUGUAUAUCAUCAUUGGCGAUUUCAGCACACUUCUCACUUUCUACGGUGUUGCGGGAUACACCUUCUACUUUUUGACCGUGCUCGGCCUAAUCGUUCUGAGGGUCAGAGAGCCACACCUGGAACGCCCAUAUAAGACCUGGAUAAGCACGCCCAUAAUCUUUUGUUGUGUAAGUCUGUUUUUAUUAAGUAGGGCCGUGUUUGCUGAGCCGCUACAAACCCUUAUUGUUGCUGCAUUUGUGGUCGUAGGGAUUCCGAUAUAUUACUGGCGUGUACGGGGCAGAGAUCAGAUGUCUCGGAGGCAAGGAGAAAAUGGGGAAAGGCCGUGGUGGAAGUUCUGGAAACGCUAAAAAUAACGAAGAUAAUUGUACUGUACAUAUACUGUUAUACCCAUAGAUCACCUAUAGACGCAAUCAGACGUCUGUUGUCAUAUUAAAUUAAUUUAUUGAAUUUGCGAG
Molecule: messenger RNA, 2137 nt
Organism: Pseudogymnoascus verrucosus
Lineage: Eukaryota; Fungi; Ascomycota; Leotiomycetes; Thelebolales; Thelebolaceae
Exons: 2
Coding region: 191-2029 (612 amino acids)
Biological process (GO): amino acid transmembrane transport
Cellular component (GO): membrane
Molecular function (GO): L-amino acid transmembrane transporter activity
Source: RefSeq, a predicted model, not a curated record